Venturia canescens is the source of this 4338-nucleotide messenger RNA. It is a transcript of the gene Hr96, whose product is annotated as Nuclear hormone receptor HR96. The coding region runs from base 651 to 2900 and encodes 749 amino acids. The record is from RefSeq and is a predicted model, not a curated record. The transcript is spliced from 4 exons. Gene Ontology annotation, molecular function: zinc ion binding; nuclear receptor activity; RNA polymerase II cis-regulatory region sequence-specific DNA binding. Gene Ontology annotation, biological process: negative regulation of transcription by RNA polymerase II; cell differentiation; positive regulation of transcription by RNA polymerase II. Lineage: Eukaryota; Metazoa; Arthropoda; Insecta; Hymenoptera; Ichneumonidae.
UUGCUCAUAUCCGUGAAAAUAGACUUUCAUUCCCCUCACCCUUCAGGCUUCACCGCCCCUCGGCUAAGGCUCCGUCCAUGUGUUGGGAACUAUGAGUGCCAAUUGCCAGCACUGAAGCGCUAUUCCGCCGAGAAGUUCAGUUGAGUUACCGACGAUGAUCGGGUGGAAGGGAAGGACGAAGAUCUCGAGAGAAUAUACAUACGACUAAAAUCUAAACACUAAAAAGUGUGUCGCAAAGAGUGAAAAAGCUUGACUUGAUCGUUAAGUGUUGAUAAGUGGUCCGUCAAUUGGAGGUUUUAUUCAUGGCUUGGCACUUUAAAAGAAUCAUUCAUGAAGAAUAAAACGCAUUGACAAUUCGCGCGGGGCGUUCUUUCACGAAUAAAAGCAAUUCGUACUUGCGCUGUCAAAAACUGCGAACCGAUACAUGUGUAUAUAUGUUUUUUCGUAAAACUUGUUUUCCUCUUUCGAAUCUCGAGAUACAUGCUCGCGCGGGCACAUUAACAUGAGUCAGAAAUCACAGAUUUUCUCAUGACAGGAAGUUUAUCGAUGUUAUAGGCACUCUAAGGAGAUUACGUAGACAUCGUAAAAUGUGUUACAGUAUAGUUGGAGUAUUCAAGCCUAUCGAACGAUUAUGAGAAAAUAAACAAUACAUGGACGACAUGGAAGAUGAACAAACGCCGCGAGAAGCGAAUAAAAUUUGCGGUGUUUGUGGCGAUAGAGCCCUUGGUUAUAAUUUCAAUGCAGUUUCGUGUGAAAGUUGUAAAGCAUUUUUUCGAAGGAACGCCCUUAAAAACAAGGAUUUCCAAUGUCCGUUUACGGAAAACUGUAACGUAACACCUGUAACAAGGCGUUUCUGUCAGAAAUGCAGGCUAGACAAAUGUUUCCUCAUAGGCAUGAGAAAGGAGUACAUUAUGACAGAGGAGGACAAAGUGCUGAAGCGUCACAAAAUAGAGCAAAACAGAGCAAAAAAGAGGCUGCCUUCGGGCAGUCCAAAAAUCAUGAAAAUGAAAAAAGAAAUCGUAGACGACUGUAACUAUGACAAUGACACUUCUGUCUCUAUAGCAUCCGGAAUUUCUACACGAUCAAAUCAUUCGGACGGUUACUUCAUUGAGUGUGCAGAACUCUUCUCAGUUUCAGAAACAGAGUACACAGAAACUGAGGCUAUUGUUAUAACUAGUGGUGAAACUAUGAGUCCUGCUACAGCGGCGAGUGUUCCCAGUCCGUCAAGUCCUCCAGAGAACAGAGACAUAGUUGGUUCGAAAAGCCUGGAAAUGCUCAAAGACUCUGCGAGUACAUCGAAUUUUGAGAACAGAAACAAAAGAAUAUUAGAGAUUGGGGAAACGCCUGCAGUCAAGAGAAAAUAUACACCUGCCGCAUCAGCCUCCAAUUCAUGCGAGUUGGUAACACCACCGUGCGAUUCUUCAAUCGAACCAUGCUCAACAUCCACUCACGAAAUUGCAGAUAAUCAAAGGUUCGUGGAUGUGGAAAAUGCACAAGGAAUUAUUACGAAAUCGCCGAUAGAAACGAGCACGGUUUUGUCGUCAAAAUUCAAAGGAAGACACGAAGAUGCUGUAACAAUUUGCCAAAAAUCCACUAAAGAAACUUGUCCCAAAGGCACUCAGCUCGUGAAUAAAUUAUUUCAAGAUCCUGAACUGAUCAUGAAAUUCUUCAGCAAUCCAAACUUCAUCGCAAAAAUAUUUGAGGACAAAAGUAUUGCGAUGAAAAUCAUGUCUGAUCCCAAUACCGUAGCAAGAUUGGCCAACGAUCCACAAGUCUCAGAGUUUUUCGAAGCAAAUUGUGAAACCGCCAGAAAGGAUGAAGAACGUUCGUGUACUCCCAACUCAGAGGUACUCGACAACAACGGUAUUUCCGGAAAUAUGAUCAGAAACAUGCUCGAUGCCGAACAGCCUCUAGUUGAAAAUCCGAUCUUAACCAAUCUUAUAACAUCGAAAAAGAAUGGUGAAUUUAGUGAAAAUAAAAUAGACGCUACGUCAACGACAACGAAUCCGGAAUGGAACAAAACUAGCGAGGAUGUAACGAGAGACGUCCUACAAGAUGUUGAGAGAAUUCCCAUGGCUGCGAAUUCGAUAGAGUCGAUUUUGUGCGAGGCUAUAAAACUUGAAUUUUCGGCUUACUCGUCACUCUCUUGUAAUCAAAAUAGUCGAGAAUUGAAUGACGCUGAACGCGCCAAAUUAAACGAAUUGAUUGUGGCUAAUAAAGCUCUUUUGGCACCUCUUGAUGACGACAUUACAAAUUUAGUCGGUGAAGAGUGUCGGUUUAAAGGCAAUGUUGGACAUUCCGAUCCCAUGUUACUAGAUGUUAUAAAUUUGACGGCAAUUGCGAUAAGAAGAUUGAUCAAAAUGUCGAAAAAGAUAAACGCUUUCAAAAACAUGUGUCAAGAGGAUCAAUUGGCAUUGUUGAAAGGUGGCUGUACAGAAAUGAUGAUACUUCGAUCAGCCCUGAAUUACGAUCCUGACAAGGACAUAUGGCAAAUACCACACAGUCAAGAAAGUAUGUCGAAGAUAAGAGUCGAUGUGUUAAAAGAGGCAAAAGGAAAUUUGUACAGUGAACACGCCAGAUUCGUCAGGACCUUUGAUCCUCGAUGGCGCGAUGAAAACAUCAUUCUUAUCCUCAGUGCUAUCGCAUUAUUCAGCCCGGAUAGACCACGAGUCGUACAUAGUGACGUCAUCAAACUCGAACAAAAUUCCUAUUUUUACUUACUCAGAAGAUAUUUGGAGAGUGUGUAUCCGGGUUGCGAGGCUAAAUCUACGUUUUUGAAGUUGAUACACAAAAUAUCAGAGCUGCACAGACUGAACGACGAAGUAGUUGGAGUCUACUUGAACGUCAAUCCUUCCAGCGUGGAACCGUUGCUCAUAGAAAUUUUCGAUUUGAAACAUUAGCGGUGUUUCCUACAUCGUGUACCAAGCAAUUUACCACUCCAAUACGACGAGUUAAUCGCGACUUCGCCAAUGGCAGUUCAACCUUCAUUUUUUCUGUGCAUCCUGCCUUCCCUACCGAGGGAAAGAUAUCACGGAAAAAGUCUUGAAAUUUCAUUAAAUUACGCUAUUUUGUGAGUACGAAGCAUAUCGUGGCGUCAAGUCGUUGCUAAGUCUAUAAUAAGUGAGUUUUUUACCCGGUUGGCAUUGCAAAACAACUAACCGACACGGAUUCAUUGAAAAAAUAUAAUUUAUCAUCGUAUCAGUGGAAAAUUCUUUUUUUUUUUUUCAUUUUUACGACAAAUAUUUAUCCAGCCAAAAGCGAGCUGAAUGAUGGAUAAAAUCAAUUCAUUAUGUCCAACGUAGAUAUAAGUUUUAUUUUCUGUGGAAUGAAGUAUGAGAUGACAAAAUUGAAAAACAAACUUUUUUCACGUUUUGUGAGUAUUUUAAAAUAGUAAUUCCUUCUUUAGGUAUUAUUUAAGCAGCUUACCCUAGAGCUGUAUGUGGAAUAAUGUAGAAUUGAGUAGCUAUAUCUGUACAGUUGACGAGAGAUUUGAGGAAAAGCUAAUCUAAGGAACUGGGACUCGAAUCAAAAGUAUGAUUAACGACAUAUUUUCUAAGGCCAACUGUGUAAAAAGCUUUCUUAAAUAUUUUGAAUAACGCUGUGCGUGGAUAGAAAAACAGACGGAAAAAUGAGUACAAUUCUGGUCCGACAAGAGAGACGAAGACAGAAAGAGUAUAAAACUCGUGUACAGCCUCUAUAUAUAACUUGUUAUCUCGUGUAAGAAAAAGUCGCAUCGUAUGUACAGCAAUAUAGAAAAAUACAAUUCACUGUUUUUCGUUAUUUGUUAAGAUUGCUCUAUAGCUUCAAUCCAGAGUAGUUUUUAAAAAAUGCUUGUAUUUGAAAUACAAAUGAUUUAAUGCGAUUCGUCGGUUCGUCCGAUGGAAAAAAUACUUCAACAGUGUACCCCGAAUAUUGUGAUACGAAAAUAAGAAUAUAUAUAUAUAUAUAGAUAUAUAUAUUUUUAAUUAACGCAACGAAUUACCUGGGAUUUUUUCGAAUUUUCUAUUCCCUCCUCAAAUUUCGCGGUUAUUGUUCCGAGUAUAAUAUCUGUAGGAAGCUGCGAUCAUCAUUGCGAUUGUAGAAAUACUGGCGACCGUUAAAAUCGCCGAUAUGCAAAAUGCAACGAAAAAUAAAUAAUAUUUGAGGACACUCUUGCCAGUCGAAAUAAUCCAAUUGAAGAUUGACGUAAAAUAACCAAUCAGUCCCAUCUUGAUUUUUUAAUUGAUAAUUGACGUUUUAAACUUUAAUUUUGAGGGUUACCAACGAAACUCAAUCGUUCUUUUCUCACUUGUAAACUGUCUAAAAGCUGAAAAUAUAGAAUUCUGCUGUUUUUCGAUC